AAGGCGUUUCUAGGUCAACUGGGAGGCGCGACGCUGACGAGUCUCAGGCUUCCAGUCUUGUUUUUCGUUUUCGGAUUUCCUGCGAACUGGCCGCAGCACUUUCGAAUGCGCCUCCCACAAGCCAGCCCACUUAACUGCGUUGUCGCGGCUGUAAAAUUCGCUUUUGAUACUCGUAUACAACACCACGCCCCACAAUCGCUGAUUCAGGCUCAUCAUUCAGUAUUGUGUAAGUUCAUGUCGGUUUCGACGGUUAACAGUCAGAUUAUUUCAGAAUAAUUGUCCUGUGACGAACUUUCGAAGAACCUUCGACGCCGGUAUUCCCCACGCAGAGACAAAUCGAUUACAGAAUGACUGGCAGUCCGCAAAAUAGCCCGGCAAACGGCGGUCGCAUUCGCCGUCUUCGACGUAGUUUGGGAGCGUUCGCACAACGAGUCCGGGCAUCUUACCGGGACUUCAGACAAAUGUCCACACCGGAGGCUUUUUCGCGCCAGGAUCGGGUUGCGCGAAGCCCAAUGGACAUCUACGGCUACCAGGAUGACCGCCCCGCCGCUGAUUCGAGCGAGCCUCGGGCCUUGAAUGAGGAUUUUGGGGAAGUUGUCGCGGAAGGUUUUGAUAAUCUGAUAAAUGAGAAUACGGAUCUGAAGUCGCAUGUGCAGCUUCUGCAAGGACGAGUGGGCGAUUUGGAGAGCAUGAAUGUGAAGUCGAAGGAAGAGAUUGUGGGGUUAAAGGAAGAGAAUGUGAAGAUGAAGGAAGAGAUUGUGGCGUUGAAGGAAGAGAAUGUGAAGAUGAAGGAAGAGAACGUGAAGUUGAAGGAAGAGAAUAAAUUGCUCGGAGUGCGCGUGACCACCAUCGAAGAGCAGCUCAGCAAGGUUAUGCAGCAUAACCCGUAUCUGGUGAAGCUGGCCCACUUGCCAGCGGACACUACGCACAACGAGUUAAAUGAUACGUUCGGAGCGUAUCCCAGUUUUAUCUCGGCGGAGCUCCAAAAUGGAGGGUAUGCGGUGAUCCGUUUCUCGCAGUUGGAUUGCGCCGUGUCUGCCGCCAAGGAAAUCAACGGUUAUUUAAUUGACGAUCGCGAAAUUAAGGCCACGGUUGAGUCCAUUCCCAAGGCUGGAUUAAUUGCGCGUCGCCGUCGUUCGGUAUCCGGCUGCAGCGCUGAAAAGUGACGCGGUUUUCAGUUACCUUGUUGUUUCUGGGCCAUUUAUUUGUUUUGUUCGUAUCGCCCAGUUGUUUUGGCUAAAAUCUCUUGUAUAUUUUGCUAUUCUUGAAUAACACACUGUGGAGCAGAGUAGAAGUUGCUUUUUUCUUGUGGGCGUUAGCUUUUUCGGUUGUAUACAUACAAAACUCCGGUUGUUUCGAUAAACUACUUAAAUAAAAAUUGCUGGCUUUGUCAAAGCAAACAGUUUCUUAC
Messenger RNA from Paramacrobiotus metropolitanus, 1411 nucleotides. RefSeq lists its product as uncharacterized. NCBI's taxonomy places the organism in Eukaryota, Metazoa, Tardigrada, Eutardigrada, Parachela, Macrobiotidae. The transcript has 14 exons. Gene Ontology annotation, molecular function: RNA binding. Bases 348 to 1166 code for a protein of 272 amino acids. The record is from RefSeq and is a predicted model, not a curated record.